AUGACAACCCGUAGAGCAUUUGCCCGCCAGGAGGAGUCUAAACUCCAAUUGGCUUUACAGGAACUAAAAGUAAGUAAGGAUUUGUGUGCUCAACUGCAUAGUGAAAGAGAGGAAAAUGAAAAAGAAUUAUUGACAAUAUUAAAAAGUAAUGACAAGUUAAAAGCUUCAUUGACACGGUUACAUAUAGAUUAUAGUGAUCUUUCAGAGGAGAGAGACAGAUUAAAAUCAAUAGUAGUUAGUUUUGAUGAGUGUGCGGUGGAGUAUGAACAGGCACUGAAGCGGAUCACCACACUGGAGUGCGAGCUGCGAGAUGCACAAAAAUAUAUCUCUGAGCUGGAAGAGAGUGCCCAUCAAGCAACAGCACUGCACACUCAUAGCUUGUUCGAAGAGUUAGUUGAGAACGCUCCAGAGUUGGUUGAUGUUACAAUUGAAAACCCAAAUAACAGUUCACUAUUGUCAAAAUUUAAUGUUUGUAAAUUAGAAUUGGAAAACCAGAGAUAUGAGUCUGACACACAAUUAUUAGAAUUACACAUAGCCCAGUUGCAAACUUCCUUAAGAAGUAUUACUGCAAAGUAUGAAAGUAGUGAGAAAAUGUUAAAUGAGUACCAACUGGAGAUGGAUGAACUACUAAAGUUAUCUAAGUAUAACUCUGAAAGAAGUACUUUAAACUACAAAAAAAGACAA
Molecule: messenger RNA, 684 nt
Organism: Brenthis ino (lesser marbled fritillary)
Lineage: Eukaryota; Metazoa; Arthropoda; Insecta; Lepidoptera; Nymphalidae
Source: the annotation of a GenBank genome assembly